Gaeumannomyces tritici R3-111a-1 is the source of this 813-nucleotide messenger RNA. RefSeq lists its product as hypothetical. The transcript has a single exon. Bases 1 to 813 code for a protein of 270 amino acids. Lineage: Eukaryota; Fungi; Ascomycota; Sordariomycetes; Magnaporthales; Magnaporthaceae. The record is from RefSeq and is a predicted model, not a curated record.
AUGCGUUCCUCCACCAUCAUCUCUGCCGUCUUCCUGGCCGGUGCCGAGCUCGUUGCCGGCCAUGCCGCCAUCAUCAAGGCUGUCGGCGAUGCCGGCGGUGAGGGCAUGGCCCUCGGCAUCGACACUGCCACCCCCCGCGACGGAACCCGGCGCAACCCCUUCCAGCAGGACGCCACCCGCUUCAAGGGCGCCGCUGCCGCCACCGUCGGCGAGACCCUCGGCGGUGGUACCAACAACAUCGCCGCCGGCACCGCCGCCAUCAUGGCCGAGACCGGCGCAGAGCUUCCCCAGGUUUCCGCCGGCGGCGAGCUCACCAUGACCCUGCACCAGGUCAACGGCGACGGUGGCGGCCCCUACACCUGCUCCAUCAACGCCGACGGCACCGCCGCCCAGUGGACCCCCAUCACCGUCAAGACCACUCCCCCCGGCCAGAACUCCCGCAACCGUCAGGGCGCCGCCACCGACUUCCCCCUCGUCGCCUCCAUCCCUGCCGGCCAGGCUUGCACUGGCAGCGUGGCCGGUCAGGAGAACGUCUGCCUUGUCCGCUGUCAGAACGCCGCCCGAGCCGGCCCCUUCGGCGGUGUCGUCCCCAUCCAGGUCGGCGCUGAGGCUCCCGCCGCCGAGGCCCCUGCCGCCGGUGGCAACGCUACCGCUCCCGCCGAGCCGGCCAAGGCCGCCAAGGCCACCAAGGCAAACAAGGCCGUCGCCGCCCGCGCCAACCUGGCCCGCGAGAUCCUCCGCCGCGAGGCCCUCCUCCGCAAGGUCCUCAAGCGCCAGUCGGUCGACGAGGACGACGAGGAGGAGGAGGAGUAA